Aaosphaeria arxii CBS 175.79 is the source of this 1647-nucleotide messenger RNA. Its product is annotated as glycosyltransferase family 34 protein. The record is from RefSeq and is a predicted model, not a curated record. Gene Ontology annotation, molecular function: glycosyltransferase activity. Gene Ontology annotation, cellular component: Golgi membrane. The transcript has 3 exons. Gene Ontology annotation, biological process: protein N-linked glycosylation. Lineage: Eukaryota; Fungi; Ascomycota; Dothideomycetes; Pleosporales. The annotation marks the transcript as partial.
ACCCUGGCUUCACCGGCUUCUUUCACCGCCACCGCUGGCCAUCGUCGGAGGCGAUCGUCCGCCGCGAGAAACGUACCUCCUUCUCUCAAUCUCCCCGAUAACACCAAUUCGCGAUCUCGAUUCGGAACCACCAGCGGCGUAGCUGGCGGCAGUUUGGGGGAGGGUCUCGCUACUAUUCCAGGCACACCAGGCCUAUCUACAAUACCAGGCACUCCGGGCAUUCAGAACGACAUGUCUCGAACACCAUCUCCCCGACCUGGCGGUUGGUCGAGUCCCGGCCUCAGCACCCCGUACGAUUCGAGCGGACGGGCGAGUCCCUACGGCAAUGGGGGAGCACACAACGUAACUUGGGCCUCAGCCCAGGCGAGGAGCGCAGAAGUGAAGGGAUACGCCGCAUUCACACCCCGGAACCAGGGCUUCUUUGGAAAGCACUUCCGGAAAAUUUCUACCAGCUUGCCCUUCAGCCAUAGCGCCGAGAAGGAGAAGAUGAGCCGGGGGCACCACAAAGGACACCCGGCAUUGCAGAUUCUGAACAGGAUCGGACGGAACCUGUGGCGUCUGAGACGCUCAGUUGGAUUGGUGCUGCUGGUAGUGGUCAGCAUAAUACUUUUCUAUGUUACACCUUUGCAUCGCAUAUUUAGGAGAUCAUCCAUCUUCGGCGGCGGAAACAAAUUCGUAAUCAUCCUCGCCGCCAAUCAGGGUGGUGGUGUGAUGGAGUGGAAGGGACCCCGAGAGUGGGCAAUUGAGAGAGACAGUGUGAAGAACAAGAAGAAGUACACUCAGCGAUGGGGAUAUGAUUUGGAGAUUGUUGAUAUGAGCACGAAGAAGCGCUAUGCUCACGAGUGGAGGGAGAGCUGGGAGAAGGUGGACACUAUCAAGAAUGCCAUGCGCAAGUACCCGCAUGCCGAAUGGUUCUGGUGGUUGGAUACGAACACCUUCAUCAUGGAGCCCGGAUACUCCCUGCAAAAGCACAUCUUCAAUAAUCUGAAGGACAUCACGUACCGGGACAUCAACCACUACAACCCUCUCAACAUCUCUCACCCCCCGACGGACCCAUACCUGGACCCAGAGAGCCUCUCUCCCGUUGGUGAUGGACGAAGCGACUCUAUAAAUUUGAUCGUGCCACAAGACUGCGGCGGCUUCAACCUGGGCUCUUUCUUCGUUCGCCGGAGCAUCUGGACGGAUCGUCUACUAGACAUCUGGUGGGAUCCCGUUGGCUAUGAACAAAAGCACAUGGAAUGGGAGCACAAGGAACAAGAUGCAUUGGAGUACAUGUACACCAACCAGCCAUGGAUUCGAUCCCACGUCGCAUUCAUCCACCAGCGCAAGGUCAACAGCUUCCCUCCAGGAGCUUGCGGAGACAAAGGAGACGACCCGAAGAUCCACUACCAGGAACGAGACCGCGACUUCCUCGUCAACAUGGCUGGAUGUGAGUGGGGACGUGACUGCUGGGCCGAGAUGUACAACUAUCGUCAAUUGAGCAACAGGCUCAACCGAAACCCCUGGGAGAAGUUCAAAGACGGGAUCAGUGAUUCAUUCAAAGCAAUGAAGAGCAAGAAGAAGGAAAAGGAAAAGAAGAAGGAGAAGGAGAACAAGGAUGGAAAGGGCAAGGGCGAAAAGAAUGAGAAGAGGAAUAAGAAGUGGUAA